Molecule: messenger RNA, 1164 nt
Organism: Glycine soja
Lineage: Eukaryota; Viridiplantae; Streptophyta; Magnoliopsida; Fabales; Fabaceae
Exons: 5
Coding region: 132-872 (246 amino acids)
Biological process (GO): tricarboxylic acid cycle; mitochondrial electron transport, succinate to ubiquinone
Cellular component (GO): membrane
Molecular function (GO): succinate dehydrogenase activity; electron transfer activity
Source: RefSeq, a predicted model, not a curated record
AGCCCUAGUUCACGUUGGUUCUCCACACGCCCGAGAAAAAUCACCAACUUCACCCCCACUCGAUCUCACUGGUCGCUUUCUCUUCUCUCGUCCCGCAAGUAUUCCUCCAAUCUCCGUCGAUCACCACCACCAUGUCGUGGCUCCUCCGAUCCACCAAGUCUAAGCUCCUCUCUUCCUCUUCCUCUUCCUCUUCUUCUCUUUCUAGAACCUUCCCCUCUCUCCCUCGCCCUCAGAUCGGAGCCAUCUCUCCCCUCCCCGAUCUCUUCCACCGCAACACCGCCACCAUGCCUUUCGCUAAGGAAAACGCUUCCGGUGGAAACUUGACUGGUCUUCCCAAAGUUCCCGCGAAUAAGCUUGGCAGUGAUUCUGAUGCGACCAAUUCUCCGAGGUACAAAGCUUCUGGACUGAACACCAAUGUGCUGGCUGGAGCUAGAUAUGUCUCUAGAGUUUGGGCUGCACAGGGUCAAAUGCCAUUGGGAGUCAAUACUGUGAUGGCUAGAAGUUUUGAGAGAAGUAUGGAAGCUGGCACAUUGGGAAUGAUUGGUCAUAAACGUUUUAUGAGUGACAUCCCAAGUAAAACCAGUGAGACAAACCCAUCUGGUUUUCGUCCGUUAUCUCCUCAUCUUCCUCUUUAUCAGCCCCAACUUUCUUCGACCCUCUCAAUUUUCAAUAGAAUUGCUGGAGCUUUCCUAGCUGGUGUCAUUUUGGUUUUUUAUAUGAUCUAUAUGAAGUUGGGUUUGGUUAGCCUCACCUAUGACUCUUUCUACCAGUUCAUAUUUUAUUCAUCGAAACUCAACCUACUUGUCAUGGAGAUUUCUGCCUUAGCCGUGUCCUAUCAUCUGUAUAGUGCAAUUCGUCAUUUAUUCUUAUGAUUUGAAUCAGCAACUGACGCCUGAACUUUACGUUUGAACCUGAGGUGGAACUUUGCAUAAUUCGACCUUGGAGGCAUACUUCCAUAUGUCUGUCAGUCAUAAGGAACUUCAUUUAGAAAUGUGAUUUUGCUUAAUUGUAGUUAUGUAUUAUCGGCUUAAUAAUUACAAUUGUGGCACAACUUAAGGAGUAUUUUGCACCUGACAUUCGGUCAUGCUUUUUUGCUGCCCUCUCAAAUUGCAUGCAAGUAACUGUUGCAUUUAAUAAAUGCAUUUGAGUUUUGGUGACUCUUAA